GAGUCAAAAUUUAUUAUAAAAUUUUAAAGCCACCGCAAUAGCGUGAGGACAACGUUUGACAGUGCGGUCCAGUGAGAAGUGCUCAGCACAUUUGUAUCCCAUCAGAUCCUUCAUCGUCAUUCUCAUCCGGUACAGCGAUACCCAUAUGACAUAGUCGCCAAAAGCCUAUGAAGAAAAACGCGAUCUAUGGCCUGCUGCGAGUGAAGAGCACAGAGAGACCAGAGAGGAAGCAAGAGGGCAAAGGUCUAGAUUCUAGAAUCCAGGAGUGGUACACUGCAACUUUAAGCACCAGUAGAAGCAACUUUCAGAAGCCUUCGAUCACAUUUACUUCAAGUUUUGAAAAGAGCAGUCGAAGCGAGAGCAUUUUUCAUACAUCAUUGGGCGUUUUGUGGAGAAACCAAGAAACCGCAUUUUGAACAACUCACAUAUUAAGGCAACUAUUCCAUUCGGUAAUAUCCACGACAUCCGCCCAUUAAAUUCGCACAAAAACUGAGCAUACGAUUAGAGCCAGUUGAGCCACCACCAGUCACCGCAACUGCACCAGAGAAGCCCAGACGUUGAGUGUGACCCAUAGCCAGCUCCGCCGAGGACCAGCUCCCACUAUCCGGUCAGCCGCGAUCUCAGGGUGAGUCCCUGACAAGCAGCACCAACGGCGUCCCAGACGAUUGUCCUAUCCAGCCCGGACAACCCAGCCGCGGCUCGCAAAACCGAGACCAUGGCGGAGGUGCUCAACCUGGAGAGCAUCAUUGGCCGUCUGCUGGAGGUGCGCGGCGCCAGGCCUGGCAAGAAUGUGCAGCUAUCGGAGGGCGAGAUCCGGGGUCUGUGCCUCAAGUCGCGCGAGAUACUGCUGGCGCAGCCCAUACUGCUGGAGCUGGAGGCUCCGCUCAAGAUCUGCGGCGAUAUCCAUGGCCAGUACUACGAUCUGUUGCGUCUGUUUGAGUACGGCGGCUAUCCGCCAGAGGCCAACUAUCUCUUCCUGGGCGACUACGUGGACAGGGGCAAGCAGUCGCUGGAGACCAUCUGUCUGCUGUUGGCCUACAAGAUCAAGUAUUCGGAGAACUUCUUUCUGCUGCGCGGUAAUCACGAGUGCGCCAGCAUUAAUAGAAUCUAUGGCUUCUACGACGAGUGCAAGCGCAGAUAUACCAUCAAGUUGUGGAAGACAUUUACGGAUUGCUUCAACUGCCUGCCGGUGGUGGCCAUUGUGGACGAGAAGAUCUUCUGCUGCCACGGCGGCCUGAGUCCGGAUCUCACCUCCAUGGAGCAGAUCCGUAGGAUUUUGCGGCCCACCGAUGUGCCCGAUCAGGGACUGCUCUGCGAUCUGCUCUGGUCCGAUCCGGACAAGGACACCAUUGGGUGGGGCGAGAACGACCGUGGCGUCAGCUUCACCUUUGGCGCCGAGGUGGUCGUCAAGUUCCUCCAGAAGCACGAUCUCGAUCUGAUCUGUCGUGCCCACCAGGUCGUCGAGGAUGGCUACGAGUUCUUUGCCAAGCGCCAGUUGGUCACCCUCUUCUCCGCCCCAAACUAUUGCGGUGAAUUCGACAAUGCUGGUGCCAUGAUGUCUGUGGACAAUACCCUCAUGUGCUCCUUCCAAAUCCUCAAGCCCGUCGAGAAGCGCAAGAAGUAGAAUGCCUCAAAAUUCGUGCACCUCUUCCAGAUCUCUUAUUUUACACCAUAACACAAGCACACCACUCACGGCCACAAUAUCCUACACGAAAUCGGCUCAAAAUCAUAACUUUCAGACUCAUCUCUUGUCAACGUGAUCGAAGAAAUGGCCCAAACUAUGUCAGCAUGGAUCCUAACUGGCUUACCACAUAUCCAGCCCCUUCGUUCAUAUGUGUGAUAUUAAACAAAUCGAAUCAAAUGGGUGUUUUUUUUAAGAGCUCUCAUUAAACAUGACCUAGUUUUAGUUAAUGGA
Drosophila erecta is the source of this 1915-nucleotide messenger RNA. RefSeq names its product serine/threonine-protein phosphatase alpha-3 isoform (gene Pp1-13C). Lineage: Eukaryota; Metazoa; Arthropoda; Insecta; Diptera; Drosophilidae. Bases 716 to 1624 code for a protein of 302 amino acids. The record is from RefSeq and is a predicted model, not a curated record. The transcript is spliced from 3 exons. Gene Ontology annotation, molecular function: protein serine/threonine phosphatase activity. Gene Ontology annotation, cellular component: nucleus; cytoplasm.